AUGGAGUCCCAAACAGCUUCUCAGCCUGAGUUUCCUCUGUUCGAUUUCUCCAACCCAAAGUUGAAGCCUGGGUCGGACGAGUGGGCUUCAACUUGCAAGGCUCUGCGAGUCGCCCUGGAAGAUCAUGGGGCAUUCCUCGUGCUCUAUAACAAGGUCGAUGACUCCAUUUAUGCCUCAUCCCGGCAACUAUUUGAUCUCUCAACAGAAGCCAAGAUGCAACAAACCAGUGACAAGCCUGCUCAUGGCUACGUGAACGGAAUGUGCAGCUCACCUCUGUUUGAAUCUCACGCCGUCGACAAUCCCGUGAGCUUACAAGAUUGCCAAAAGUUCGCACGCAUCUUGUGGCCAUCAUCAGGAAACGACUUUUUCUGUGAAUCUGUGCAUGCGUAUGCAAAGCAGGUGGUGGAAUUAGACCAAAUGCUGAAGAGGAUGGUGUGCGAGAGCUAUGGAAUCAACACUCAGAAAUGUGAAAGUUUCCUGGAAACUGUCAAAUAUGUGCUGAGAUUUUACAAGUACUUGCCAACCCGAAGAGAUGAAGGCGAAAAUGGAGUGCUUCCUCACCCGGACACAACCUUGUUCACCAUAUUGCAUCAAGACUGUGAAGGUUUGGAAGUCCAAAACAAGCAUGACCAGUGGGUUAGGGUUGACGCCUCGCCCUCCUUGUUUUGCGUUGUUGCCGGCGAUGCCUUUUCGGUAUGGACCAAUGACAGGAUAUGCCCCCGUUACCACCAAGUGAUGAUAAAGACGAAGACACGUCCCAGGUACAGCAUGGGACUUCUCUCAUAUGCUGGUCAACCUAUGAGUCCACCAGAGGAGCUAGUCGAUGACCAACAUCCACUGCGUUACAAAUCAUUCAAUCACUAUCAAUAUCUGUCUGCCAUUGCCACAAAAGAAGGCCUGAGAUCUGAUUAUCAGCGUCGACUCAAAGAAUUUUGUGGUGUUUGA
Molecule: messenger RNA, 945 nt
Organism: Neltuma alba
Lineage: Eukaryota; Viridiplantae; Streptophyta; Magnoliopsida; Fabales; Fabaceae
Product: 2-oxoglutarate-dependent dioxygenase AOP3-like
Exons: 3
Coding region: 1-945 (314 amino acids)
Source: RefSeq, a predicted model, not a curated record